Messenger RNA from Guillardia theta CCMP2712, 3208 nucleotides. RefSeq lists its product as hypothetical. The record is from RefSeq and is a predicted model, not a curated record. Lineage: Eukaryota; Cryptophyceae; Pyrenomonadales; Geminigeraceae. Bases 1264 to 2538 code for a protein of 424 amino acids. The transcript has 2 exons.
CUACGUGACGUCACCUCUGAUUCGAUUUGUGUCAGCGUCAGCCACAACAUGCGCUACGAGGCCAACCAUUCAGGCCCUGGUGAGGAACGGACUGGUAGCAUCUCGCGUCGAGCUUGUCAGAAAGAUUGCUCUCACAGAGGCGACGUCUGGCACGACUACCAUCCAACCCACAUGCAGCAGCAGCUCCUACAUCAUCCCCACCUUGUGCAGCUCAACCACUGCAUGCACAACGCCGGCGGGUUAUGUUGCUUUGACACCACUGCCCUCAUGCCCAGGAACGGCAUCGUGUGCUGGGUCACUCUGCACACAGUUCCCUUGCACUACCUUCCCUUGUUCGCAGGACAACUGCCCAACUUACCUUUCCACGGUUGGCACCCAGGCAGGAGCUGUUCUGACCGAUGAGGCGUUUACAGCGAUCGGGUGGAACGCCAACACUGACAGCCCUGUACUUCUCAAUGCUGGCUUCGGCUUCUCUCCGAACACCCCCAACCCUCUCAAGCUCUUCUUUCCCUCGGACGCAGGGGCAUCCUACCCCUGUGCGGAGAUCCUUGUUUACUUCACGGAGGGCUCCAACUCCGAGACGUUGAGUCCUGGCCCUCUCUACUGGCCAGGCGAUCUUUCGUACAGCAAGGGUGCUCUUCGCAACUCUGCGGAGCAGGUGACCAAGAUUGACUAUCUUCUGCGCUCGGGGUUUAGCGACGGAGUGUACGGUGUUUCAACGGCGAGUGUAGCAGUGACCACCUUCCAAGGGGUGUCGGCUCGCAGAGCAGCAGCGACCACCAAGAUCUUGACAGUAGGAUCCACAGCAGGGUUUAACGCCAACGACUACAUCAAGAUCAAGAGCGAGAUUUUGCUCAUUGACUCUGUGCUCACGUCUACGACGCUGUCGGUGUACAGAGGGCAGUUCAACACCACCACGGGGACUUACGGAGUCGGAACCAUCGUUCGGACUUUCAAUCCAGGAUCGGUUCUGCUACAAGACGUCUCCUCCACUGCGACCACCUUGACGUUGACCAAAGCAACUCAGUUCAGCCAGGGCACAUAUGUCCUGAUCAACAACGAGAUCAUGUUCAUCUCAUCAGUGCCAUCGACGGGAACCAGCUUGACCGUUCUCCGCGGACAGGGCGGAACUCUCCCUGCUUCGCACAAGACAGGCGCGGUGGUGGGCAAGACAGCGUUGACAUUGCAGCUUCCUCUCGCAUUGAGGGCCGGUGUGACAGCUCGUUGUUUGCGGGUGCCUACAUCACGCUGGGUAACGAGAUCAUGAAGGUGACUGAGAUCUCUGGAGAUCUGGUGUAUGUCACCAGAGGGGAGCUAGAGACAACACCGGCGGAGCACGCGGCUGGAACAUUGUUUUCCACUACCAAGCCCUCCGCACUUGGUACGACCAUCACUCGGCGGGGCAUGGUGCUCGUAUCUAAGGUCGCUUCUGCAAGCGAUCCGCUGAUCCAGGUGAAGGACCCCGUGCUGGGGUCAUCUUCCAGCGGAUUUCAGGCUGGAGACUAUGUCCAGAUGCUGGGAGAGGUCAUGCUCGUGCAAUCUGUUGUCUCUUCGACCAGCGGAUACCUGAUGCAGAACCUGACGGUUGUUCGUGGACAGCAGUCAACCACGGCCGAGGCAACCGCAGAUGCUGGGACGCCUGUCACGUACGUCUUCAACCCCAAGACUCUCACAAAAACCAUCGCUGCAAAUACCGCCAUCACAUCGAGUGAUUUGUCUGACAUGAAUGGGAUCGCUGCAGGCGACUACCUUUUGAUGACAUCUGGGACUCAGAACGAGGUGAUCAAGUAUCUGGGAGGCUCCAGCUUCGCUCGAGGACAGGCCAACACAACCGAGGGAGAGUUUCCCCAGACUGGAACUGUCAUCCAGAAGGUCGACAAAAUGCCAACCUUGGUCAAAUUCAUCAACGACACUGUAUCCACAGCCGUCAAUCAAACGACAGAGUUGACGGAUAUUACUUUAAAGCAAUUCGAGGGGAUCAGUGCGGGAGCGACGGUGGUCAUCGACGCACAGGUGUUCAAUGUUACGUCCAUCGACGCGGCAAAUAGCAAAUUGAAUCUUGUGUCCAUGUAUCCGCAGACCCAAUCGGUGAGUACAACCAACCGGCUGGUAAUCCCUGCCGGAACCAAGGUCUAUGUUGUUCAGGAUGCCAGACUCUUGAGCCAAGACAUGGCAGCACACGACACAGUUGUCAACUUGUACGGGGACGUGAGUUCUACUUACAGCGCUGGGGACUUUGUUCGUGUGGAUACGUAUCAGGGCACCUCCGAGAUCCUCCAGGUCACGGGUGUAUCCGGGUCAUCUCUAACAGUGGUUCGAGGAAACCCCACUCUCACUCACACCAAGAACGAGUCUGUGUUGUACAUGUACAACAAGGUUGGGGUGUUUGAUGUUUCUACCUUUGUUGCUGGUGACUACAUCAAGGUGGGACAAGAGCUGGAUCAGGUGCAGGCGGUGGGUACUCAUGAGUUGACAAUCAACCGCAUCAGUCCUUACAACACGUGGUCCUUCCAUGAGGGAUCUGACUUGUUGCUGUGAACAGCUCCUUGACGAGCGUUAUCUUGACGGACGCAUCCGGGUUCAAGCUGAACGACUACAUUCAAGUGUCGAACGAGCAGCUGCAGGUUGUCAACAUUAACGGAAACAACCUGCAGGUGUCAAGGGCUCAGCUCGGUACCACAGCGUCUGCACACAGCGCUGGGGCGACUGUCAAGUGGGUAUCGUCCCCGACAGUAUCCUCGACGAUCCAGGCAACAAGCUUUGCAAGGAGGUCUAUGCACUUGAGGUAUGUUGCCCAGUCAAGCAGCAUUACUCUCCCUGCCGGGAUCACGCGCAACGUUUGGGCGGAGCUGGACCAGGAGAUCUUUUUCGUCCCAGGCGCCGGAGAUGUGGCGGCAGCCAACCGAGGCAGACGUGGCACUACAGCCGCGGCGCACACGAAGAACGUGCCUUACAACUUCCCGAACAACUUGUUCUCGCUGCAGUUCAACGUGAAGUCAGCGUAUCCCGGUGCCACUGGCUUCUCAGCUGUCCCAGUGUACGGGAUGAGCGCGGGUGGUGUGUACACCGUGUCUGGAUUCUCAGUGCGCAACAUGGGGAGUGGGGUCACGACUGACCCGACGCUGCAGCUGACCCUCAACCGUUACGUCGAGAACGGCGAUGGCAGCAACCUGCCUGGUGUGACAGGCACUUCCUACUCCUACCAGAC